AUGGACACCAAGCGCUGCUUCGCCAACCGCUUCGAUGACUACCAGGGCAGCCUGCUGGCUGGCCAGUGCGAGGAGGCGGUGGCACCGUUAGUCACCGCCACCAUCGAGCGCAUCCUCAAGGAGCUGCCCCCGCUCGCGGGCGGCGCUGAGGCCCGGGGGGCGGCGGCCGCGGCCAGCAGCUGCCAAGGGGGGCUGUACGGCGGCAUCGCCGGGGUGGCCUACAUGCUCUACCACGUCUCGCAGAGCCCGCUUUUUGCCGGGGCCCGGGAGCGCUACCUGCGCUCGGCCAAGCGCCUCAUAGACGCGUGCGCCCGCGCUGAGGAGUGGGGCGAGCCAGACGCCGACACCCGCGCAGCCUUCCUGUUGGGGGGCGCGGGCGUGUAUGCCGUGGCUACGCUCGUGUACCACGCCCUGGGCCGGUCUGACUACGUGCAACCGCUGGGCAAGUUCCGAGCUCUGUGUGCCGUCUGCGCGCCCGUCUCCUUCCUGGAGUGUGGCUCCGACGAGCUGUUCGUGGGCCGCGCGGGCUACCUGUGUGCCGCACUGGUGCUCAAGCAGAAACUCGCCCAGGAGGUGCUGACUCCAGCACAGAUCAAAUCUAUUUGCCAAGCAAUUCUUGACUCCGGGAAGCAGUAUGCCAUGAAAAAGAGGAAACCAUUCCCCUUGAUGUAUUCUUACUAUGGAACUGAAUACUUGGGAGCAGCUCAUGGCCUGUCGUCCAUUCUCCAGAUGCUUCUUUCUUACUAUGAGCACAUCAAGCCCUCAGAUCAGGAGCUGGUAUGGCAGAGUGUGGACUUCCUCAUGGAGCAGGAACAGAACUGCAACUGGCCACCUGAGCUUGGCGAGGCCAUUGAGAGAGAGAACGAGCUGGUGCACUGGUGCCACGGCGCCCCAGGAAUUGCCUAUCUGUUUGCCAAAGCUUAUCUCGUUUCCAAGAAACCACAGUACCUGGACACGUGUAUCCGGUGUGGAGAACUCACAUGGCAAAAGGGCCUGCUAAAGAAGGGGCCGGGAAUUUGCCAUGGUGUAGCUGGCAGUGCUUAUGUCUUCCUGCUGCUGUAUCGGCUCACAGGAAACUCUAAAUACAUCUACCGAGCUCAAAGGUUUGCUGAAUUUUUAUUUACCGAGGAAUUCAAGGCUGGUUCUCGCGUCCUUGAAAGUAUAUACAGCUUGUAUGAAGGCUUCUCUGGGACUGUGUGCUUUCUGAUUGAUCUGCUGCAGCCCAGUCAGGCUGAGUUCCCUCUCUUCAGCGUCUUUGUUUAG
Messenger RNA from Pteronotus mesoamericanus, 1263 nucleotides. RefSeq names its product LanC like family member 3 (gene LANCL3). The record is from RefSeq and is a predicted model, not a curated record. The transcript has 5 exons. Gene Ontology annotation, biological process: carbohydrate metabolic process; peptide modification. Lineage: Eukaryota; Metazoa; Chordata; Mammalia; Chiroptera; Mormoopidae. Bases 1 to 1263 code for a protein of 420 amino acids. Gene Ontology annotation, cellular component: plasma membrane.